AUGUGUCACAAAACUUUAUAUUCCGACAUCAGUCUAAAAACAACUUCAUUUGAUGCAGUUCUGAAAAAUCCAAUCAACGUACCCACCACUACUACUCCUUCAUCGAUCAUUCUCCCGCUCCCCCAAAAAAUGUUCUCACUCGACUUGAACCCAUAUACGAUUCUAAUAACAUCAUUUACACUACUCCUAUUACAGAAAUUGAUUACCUUGAUAGGCAAAUCCACAAUCCAAUCCAUCGUUUGGAAUUUCUACACAUCAACACCCUUGCUAACUCAAAGCAAAUCCAUUAAAGAAUACGCAGCAAAACAGCAUGAGAUUAGAAUUUUAACUCAUGAGCAAAGAUCUAUAAGUGCGCAAGAUGAGUAUGCAAAAUGGACUAAAUUGAAUCGUAAAUUGGACAAAUUGAAGCUGGAAUUGCAAGAGUUGAAUGAGAGUAUUAGUGUUGACAAGACAAAAGUAAACUCCUUGACUAAUUCAUUGAUUUGGAUAAGUACGGUAUUACCAAUUUGGAUAAUGAGAGUCUUGUUGAGAAAGACAAGCUUGUUUUAUAUUCGUGUGGGUAUUUUACCUCAUUAUAUUGAAUGGUGGUUGGCAUUACCAUUUUUUAAGACCGGGACCAUUGGGUUAACGUGUUGGAUGUUUGCUGUGAAUUAUGUCUUGAGUGAUUUAAUCUUUAUGGUUUCUUUCCCAUUUCAAGCGAAAGUUGAUAAACCGGAAACCCCUGUGAAAGUCGAAGAGAAGCCAAAGGUUAAAGAGGUGAAUAUCGUUGAUGGUUAA
Messenger RNA from Lodderomyces parapsilosis, 777 nucleotides. Its product is annotated as GET complex subunit. The coding region runs from base 1 to 777 and encodes 258 amino acids. The record is from RefSeq and is a predicted model, not a curated record. NCBI's taxonomy places the organism in Eukaryota, Fungi, Ascomycota, Pichiomycetes, Serinales, Debaryomycetaceae. The transcript has a single exon. Gene Ontology annotation, biological process: tail-anchored membrane protein insertion into ER membrane. Gene Ontology annotation, cellular component: GET complex.